Molecule: messenger RNA, 3279 nt
Organism: Seminavis robusta
Lineage: Eukaryota; Bacillariophyta; Bacillariophyceae; Naviculales; Naviculaceae
Source: the annotation of a GenBank genome assembly
AUGAGAUGGUUUAUGAUGUCCUUUUGCUGCCUGCGUCGCUUGGUGUUUGUGCUUGUGUCGAUGUUUCUUGUGAGGGCGGCACCCGUGGAUCAAGUGGAUGCACCCCAUCUUGGGGAUGGCACUUUGGCUAGUGGUACUACCGGUAGUAGUACUUCCAACGAGAAAGAUGGGGGUAUCGUUGUCUUGGAGGGCGCGCUCCGAUCUCGAGCUGAUCGCAUGAAAGAGCUUCAGUCCAAGACAUUUGAGUUCUCGGCCGACAAGAUCGCCAACAGUCUGCCAGAAGAACGAGUGGAUGCUGUUCAAUCGCUUCAGAAAGAUGUCAUCCAAGAGGCUUCACAGGUGUUGAGUGAGGUCAAGAGUGUCCUUGCCGACAACCCAUUUGCGGAUCCUGCCUACCGAGACCAUCUGGAAAGGAUCCUUCAGUCCGGUCAAAACCAGGCACAAGCCUUGGACGAACGCGUCUUGGAGCUUACCAGGUUGCUCAAGUCUGCUCAGGGCAACAGCAACAGCGACAGCAACAACGUGAAAGACAACCGACGAUUGAACCAGAACGCAAACAACCCUCGCAGCAGUGGCAACCAAGAAGGUCAGGGGGAAAAUAACGCAAGUCGCCACGCCGACAGAAUUUGGGACAAACACCGUCGCAUGGUGCACUCAUCCAAGAGAAACACCAAUCUACAUCGGUCCCUAUUGGAGAUUCAUCAAGGGAUCCUUAAUGGCGAUCGCAGACCCCUCGAGUCCUUUACAGACGCUACCCAUCAGCGACACGCAAGAGGACAACCAUCACACGACGCAGGUCGUCGUCAACUCCAGGACAAAGUACCUCUGCUCUGCCAAACGUUGGCAACUUGUGCAUCCAGGAUGAGCCUCUACGAUCUCUUUGUAUUUUAUCAUGCCGAUGACAUCAAUCCCACCACAGGAGAAAUGGACGAGAAAAUUGUUCGCUUCGACGAAGUCAACAUACUCCAAAAGAAAGAAAACAUCACCAGCAUGUCAUCUCUCAUCCUCAACAAUGGAGAUCAAACUCAAUGCGACGAGCUAUUACGACAUUUCCAUCGCACCAAUGAAAAAUCAGAUGUCCCUCAGUGGCACGGAGCCACCGUGGCAGAGGUUUGCAUUGCCGAAGGAACUACAAUCUUCGUCAAAUUGGAAGAAGCGGCGUCCCUCAGUUUUGUGACUCCGGAACUUGUGAUGCAGAGUGUUGCCAUUGCUGGCGGGAACUUUGGAAACAGGCCAACUCAAGGUGAUGGUUGUCGUCUUAGCAUUUGCCAAACAUUUAUCCAGUAUGAGGGGGCACAGUUCGAUCGCGAAUCGCCCAUUUCUACUCAAGUGACGGAUUUCAAUUCCUUCUUUGCCGAGGUGAGGCAGAAUUUUGAGACUCUUGUGAAACCAUUCACGGAAGAACCAUUAAAGUGUGCGGAAGAAAUGGCGCCGGAUAGCUCGUUGGAGCCCUUUGUCUUUGGUGUGGAUGGCCUCAAACCGAAUGGAGAUCCGUCCAAAUACCGGUUUCCAACGGGAUUUCUUGUGGACGGAGGAGGCAGUGGCCGGGAUGCGCAUGGACAGUUACGAUCCGAUGCGUCUGCCUUCACUUUCACAAGCUAUACCGACCUUAUUGCCGCCUUUGACGCGUGUGAAGAGCUACACCGUAAUGGGAUUGACCAAACAAAAACGGAUGGAGCUCUCCAAAUCGAGAUUGAGCAGUACAUUGGGAAUCUGACAGAGACAUGUAUUCCACAAUUUUUUGAACCCAUGACAAGAGGAUUUGAACUUACGUUUGGUGAAAGACCGAGCCCGGGCUUCAUUUGUGGUAUCAAGGAUGCUAUAGUCAAGGAUGGGAAGAGUAUUCCAGGGAAAUGCUGUCUCGAUGCCCCGUGGCAAGGGAAAUUGGAUCAGUGGGGACAAGCCUACGAUUGCUCGUUUGAGUGUCAGAAUCCAGGGCCGUUUUUUGCGGGGAUGAGCGAAGAAGCUUGUGCUUCGCAUGGAGGAACUUUCUGCGCAAACCCAACGGAUUGUUCGGGGCUGGAGCUUUGUAUUGGGGAAAACAAGCUAUGGGCUCAAGAAAACAAUGAAAUUGCCUUUCUUCUAUACCUCGAAUCUGCGCCCAAUAUCACCGAUGCAACCGAUGCCAGCCAAUGUAGUGGGACCAGAGAGUACUUCGGUUUCGCUGGUUCCUUUAUCAAUGACAGGAGAAUCUGCGAGGACAUCGAGCAACUCCGUAACAACCAGGAUUUCUCCUUUAUCGACGAGUUCUUUGGCACCCUUGGGCUUGACCCCGAAGAAAUCCCUGACAUAAACGAGCUCGUUUUCGACGAGGUUCCACCCUUGGAUUUGAAGCCGCCUGAUCGCUCGGCCUCGAAAGCAGCUCCCGUACAAAACGAGUGGGCUUGGAGAGCAUCCGAUUUCGCCCUCCGACAAGUCAUCAAACACACUGAAUUGGCAUAUGACAUGAUAAUCGACACUCCUUGCCCUGAUUUGCCCUUUGUUGGCACAUUUCCAUGCACGCUGAUCCUCUUUGUCGCCAUUGUGGCUCUCUUGAUCGUCCAAUUCGCGGCGGAAGUGCUUCUGGAAAUCUCGGAGCAAACCUUCAUGCAAGAGGUGGAGCUUAGCAACUUGAAUCAGGUGAGAGGUUUCGAGGACACUGCAGCGGUGUACCGAAACAUGGAGCUGACCGGUGAGUACAUGAGAGAUCGUUUCCAGGACGUGUCCGAUCUCGUGGCGACGGGUGUGAACAACAUUGCCGACGGUGUAGACGCUCAGAAGGUCCAAAUCAUCGGCGUAGAGGAACGCCUGGGUAGCCGCAUCGACGACAAGAUCCAAAUCGUAGAGCAGAGCUUGAAGGAUCACAUUGAUACUCGUCUCUUGGCUAAUGAUGAGAGCAACCAAUUGGAGCUCAUCCACACAAAGCUUGACAUCAUCAUGGCGGAUCUAGCUGCUUUGAAGGAGGCACGAUGCCUGGGUGCAACAACGAGCGAGAACAACAACAAUGGUGCUGACUCCACUCGAGGUCCAAAACUUCAGACUACGGGAGGAGGAACGAGUGAGACCGUUGGUGAAGGAACUCCAGCUCAAACGCCUCAAACCUCAAGUGGAACGACAAGCACGGCAGGCAGCAGCACCCUUGGGGCGAAGGAGGAAACAUCGCCUGGCCCAGCCGCGAGUGCUGGUGGCUCGGGGAACACCUCGAACGCAGUUUCCAGUGGCCGCGUCUUAUCUUUGAAGAGUGUCGGAUUCACCCUCCUGGCAAUCUCUCUGGGCACACAGCUUUAUUCUCAGCAAUGA